Messenger RNA from Sinocyclocheilus rhinocerous, 467 nucleotides. Its product is annotated as class I histocompatibility antigen, F10 alpha chain-like. Gene Ontology annotation, cellular component: external side of plasma membrane. The annotation marks the transcript as partial. Lineage: Eukaryota; Metazoa; Chordata; Actinopteri; Cypriniformes; Cyprinidae. Gene Ontology annotation, biological process: immune response. The record is from RefSeq and is a predicted model, not a curated record. The transcript has 2 exons.
AGGCCAGGACUCAAUCCCAGAGCUGUAACUACACUGGAUGGACGACAGAUUGAUUAUUAUGACAGUGAGAUAAAAAUGCUGAUUCCCAAACAGGACUGGAUGAAAGAUUAUGCAUCUACAGACCUGUGGAAAGAAGACACUGAGAUCAGAGAACGAGUGCAGCAGAUCUACAAAAACAAUAUUCAUGUAUUAAUGAAGCGAUUCAAUCAGGCACAUGGUGUUCAUGUGUAUCAGAGGGUGUAUGGAUGUGGUUGGGAUGAUGAGACUGGAGACUUCGAUGGGUUUGAUCAGCACGGUUAUGAUGGAAAUGAUUUAAUCACACUGGACGUGAAGAAGUUCAGAUACAUCUCAGCUGUACCGCAGGGAUUCAUCACAGUGCAGAAGUGGAACAAUGACAGAGAACAAGUUGAAUCACUAACACAAUACUACAGACAUGAGUGUGUUUACUGGUUAAAACAUUUCUUGAC